This is a messenger RNA of Trypanosoma theileri, 765 nucleotides long. Its product is annotated as alpha-1,2-mannosyltransferase. The record is from RefSeq and is a predicted model, not a curated record. The transcript has a single exon. Gene Ontology annotation, biological process: cell wall mannoprotein biosynthetic process; protein N-linked glycosylation. The annotation marks the transcript as partial. Gene Ontology annotation, molecular function: alpha-1,2-mannosyltransferase activity. Gene Ontology annotation, cellular component: Golgi apparatus; membrane. NCBI's taxonomy places the organism in Eukaryota, Euglenozoa, Kinetoplastea, Trypanosomatida, Trypanosomatidae.
CGUUACCCGUACCCUGUGCACGUGUUUCAUGAAGAAAUGCCUUUAGGCACUCAAGAAGAGAUUCGGGAUGUGUUGCGUUCAGCACGUAAUGUGACAUUUGAGGAUGUUUCACAGUUCUGGCGUACACUACCCCACGGUGUGUCUGAGAAGCAGCUCAAGGAAUGGUUGAGCGUACCAGGUCAGGUACCCUUUUAUGGACGUGGGUAUCGCAUUAUGUGUCGAUUUUGGGCUGGAUUGGUAUGGCAGCUACCUUCGCUAGACUCCUAUGAGUAUUACUGGCGGCUUGAUACUGAUUCCUUUCUUACUCAAGCUGUUCCUUGUGAUGUAUUUCGGCUGAUGCAGGUAAAUCAGUGUGUCUACGGCUAUCGGAGUUUAACUCUGGAUCAUCCUAAUGUUGUGAAGGAUCUCUGGCCUACGUUUAAGAAAUGGGCCAACACUGCCCUCUCUGCUGGUGAGCUUGAGAACGUGACACGUUUUGCUCUCAGUUCAAAUGAAAGUGAGUACGAGGGCAUUAUGUACUACAACAAUUUUGAAUUGGGCACGAUGGCGUUAAAACGACACCCGUUGUACACAUCGAUGUUUCAUUUUUUGGAUGAGAAUGAACCGUUUGGGAUUCUGAGGUAUCGCUGGGGUGAUGCACCUAUACACACUCUUGGCGUAGAAGCCGUUAUGUUACAAGAAGGCUGGCGUAAAUGUCAUUUUCAAGAAGAUUUUGCGGGAUACAAACACGGUAGAAAUUUUCAAGUAUUUAUUCCUGAAAGAUAG